Molecule: messenger RNA, 14201 nt
Organism: Myxocyprinus asiaticus (Chinese sucker)
Lineage: Eukaryota; Metazoa; Chordata; Actinopteri; Cypriniformes; Catostomidae
Product: potassium voltage-gated channel subfamily C member 1-like
Exons: 6
Coding region: 866-2968 (700 amino acids)
Biological process (GO): potassium ion transmembrane transport; protein homooligomerization
Cellular component (GO): voltage-gated potassium channel complex; neuronal cell body membrane; axon
Molecular function (GO): delayed rectifier potassium channel activity; protein binding
Source: RefSeq, a predicted model, not a curated record
ACACAGAGGGAUCCCAUGUCACCUUUCCAUUAAGGACUAAAUUGCAUGGAAAUACUGAUUUGCCUUAACAAAAACAUCGACAGAGAAUAAAGAGGAAGGGAAAAACGAGCGGAUGAAAUAACAGAGACAGCUUAAGGAAUAACACUUCGUGUUCGACAUGGUGCUUGUUCGGCAUAAAUAAUUUGACUCGGGCAUCUCAGUCUGCAACUAAAGACCGGGUUACGUUCGUUUUAAUACCGGACAAUGGGAACGGUUGAAGAUACGGAAGAAAGGAUGCUAAAACCGAGAAGAAAGGGAUAGAAUGCUAAUAUAGUGAGUGCACGAAGAUUAUAUAUAUAUAUAUGAGAGAGAGAGAGAGAGAGAGAGAGAGAGAGAGAGAGAGAGAGAGGUGUUUCCCCGCUGCUCGUGUCGCUGUUGGUUGGAUAGAAAUUGUUUUGUUUAGGAAAUAAGUAACUGAUUAACACAAGCGUUAAAUCACAGACAUGCAGAUAUACAAGGAAAAUACAGUAUAUAGAUAGAUAGAUAUAUAUAUAUAUAUAAGAUAUCAGUUAAACCCAUGCAUAUAGCGGGAAUAAUUUAUUAGAGGUUUGACAGGGGUGGCAGAGAAGGAAAAUAGGUGAUAAAUAAUAUAAAUAUAUUUUUUCUGAGGCUAUUUUUUUAUAUCACUAAAGGAACGGACCUACGCGCUGUUUUGAGCUAGCAGGUGUUGUAGCAAGGACAUUUUACAUUAUUCAUGAAGUGUAGCCAUUUUUACAGAAAUAUUUUAGGAUUAGGCAUUCAGCACAGUCGACUGGACCACACGCCGUGAGGAUCUCUCCAAAACCUACUCAAUUCCACGUAACAUUUUUGUGCAGUUUGUGCGUUCAUGUGUGUGUGUUUAAGAACACGCACACUGUACGCACGCGAAACGAUCCAGACCCAAAGCGAGCUUCUCCUACCCCCCUCCCCUCUCCGUUCUCUGUCCAGCUCUCCCUCCCCCUGCUCCUCUAUGCUCAAUUCGGUGUGUGUCUCCUCUUUCAAAGGGCGCAAGGGUGGGAACAAGUCGUCCAACAAAGCAUGUUACAGCGCAGACAUGACUUGUCCGUCAGAAAGCGAGAAAAUAGUAAUAAACUGCGGAGGGAUUCGGCACGAGACGUACCGCAGCACGCUGAAGACGCUGCCCGGGACCCGCUUGUCUUGGCUCACCGAGCCUGAUGCGUUCAGUAACUUUGACUAUGACCCCAAAUCCGACGAGUUCUUCUUUGACCGCCACCCCAACACGUUUGCGUUCAUUCUAAAUUAUUACCGCACAGGGAAAUUGCAUUGUCCCAACGAUGUCUGCGGUCCUCUCUUUGAAGAGGAGCUCGCUUUUUGGGGGAUCGAUGAGACGGACGUGGAGGCUUGCUGCUGGAUGAACUACCGACAGCAUCGGGAUGCCGAGGAAGCGCUGGACAGCUUCGAGACGCCCGAGCCGGAACUGCCAGAGGACGACCCAGCGCUUACGGGUGGUGCGGACGGGGACUUGAAGAGGUUGUGUCUACAGGAGGACGGGCGGAACGCUAGCUGGUGGAGUACAUGGCGGCCCCGAAUCUGGGCGCUGUUUGAGGAUCCCUACUCCUCAAAAUACGCCAGGUAUGUGGCGUUCGGCUCGCUCCUGUUCAUCCUCAUCUCCAUCUCAACAUUUUGCUUGGAGACACACGAGGCCUUCAACACCAUCUACAAUAAGACAGAGAAUGUGACGGUGGGGAAUGUCACACGGGAGGAGGUUGUGUUUGAGGUAGUGACUGACAGAUGGCUUACCUAUGUAGAAGGAAUGUGCGUCAUCUGGUUCACCAUCGAGGUGUUCGCCCGAGUCAUCUUCUGCCCAGACAAAGCCGAGUUCUUCAAGAGCUUGUUAAACAUCAUUGACUUUGUGGCCAUCUUGCCCUUUUACCUGGAGGUGGCGCUGAGCGGCCUCUCCUCUAAAGCCGCCAAAGAUGUGCUGGGCUUUUUGCGCGUGGUGCGAUUCGUCCGAAUCCUGCGAAUCUUCAAACUCACGCGCCAUUUUGUGGGGCUGAGAGUGCUGGGUCAUACGCUUCGUGCCAGUACCAAUGAAUUCUUGCUCCUCAUCAUCUUCCUCGCUCUCGGAGUGCUCAUCUUUGCCACCAUGAUCUACUAUGCCGAGCGCAUUGGUGCAGACCCCAAAGACCCCACGGCAAGCAAACACACCUCCUUCAAAAACAUCCCCAUCGGUUUCUGGUGGGCAGUGGUGACCAUGACGACGUUGGGCUACGGUGACAUGUAUCCAGAGACGUGGUCUGGUAUGUUAGUGGGCGCCCUGUGCGCCCUAGCAGGUGUGCUGACCAUUGCCAUGCCUGUGCCUGUUAUUGUUAACAACUUCGGUAUGUACUACUCUCUGGCCAUGGCCAAGCAGAAGCUGCCCAAGAAAAAGAACAAGCACAUCCCGCGGGCUCCGCAGCCUGGAUCACCCAACUACUGUAAACCAGACGCCCUGGCCAUGGCUACUGCCUCACCACACAGGAUCAUGGGUAAUGUGCUGGGCAGUUUGGUGGGCUCUGGAAGCAUGGCAGGAGACUGUCCUCUUGCACAGGAGGAAAUCAUAGAGAUUAACAGAGCAGACUCAAAGCAGAAUGGUGAUGCUGCAAAUGCAGCCCUGGCUAAUGAGGACUGUCCCACCAUAGACCAGGUGCUGGGGCCAGACGACAGGAGUCCAGCCACUGGUGGGUUGGGAACAGGCACGGGGCGCGAACGUUACCCCCACGAUCGCGCCUGCUUCCUCCUCAGUACUGGAGAGUUCCGCACCACAGACAGCAAUAUCAGGAAAGCUGCUGGUUACGAGAAGUCGCGCAGCCUCAAUAACAUCUCGGGGAUGACAGGGGCCCCACUGCGUCUGACCCCCAUCACCCCCAUCAACAACUCACCUUAUGAACCCUAUGAGUCCCCUUGCCCCCUGCGCCGUUGUCGGUCCCCCAUACCCUCCAUUCUGUAGCACAGCUUAGGGAAUAACAACAACAAUAUAAACCGAAAAGAAGAAAAAACCCUGAGAGACACACCAUCACACUGCAAUAGUAUUAAUAAUCAUGAUAAUGAUAUCUCAGCUCCUCCACUGACUGGGCAGGAUGGGAGAACACUUUUUAAUAUAUAAUACCUCAAAUGGGGUGGGUGCAUUUGUGUAGGGAUUUAAAGCUUUAAGUAAUGAGCAUUUUCCAUAACUACAUCACAUAUACUGCAGGCAAUAUUUCAGAUAGGCCACUAAAAACUAUUAUAUGCUGUAACUUCAGCGAAUUAUGCCUUAUUAUCAAAGAAAAAAAGAAGCACUGAAUAUUACUAUGAUAAAUCCCUCACUGGUCGUAGGUAAUGAUGAGCACCCUGUAGGAACUCUACCCCUGUAGCUGAACGUCAGUAGUUGGCUUUUCCACAUGUUCCUGCCUGAUUGCUGGUUGUAAAAAACAAUGAGACUGUGAUCCAGCAGGCAUAUUCUGAGGCUGAGAUCUCCUUUUUACACAAUAAUAGGCCUUGAAGAAUUUACUUCAUAUCAAAGCUUGGAAUGAAAAGGACAUAGGUCAAAGACAGCAUGCAAGUAGUUCAAGUGCAUGCAAGAAAAUACUUGAGUUAGGCAAUUAGAACAUAACUAAACUACCAAACCCCAAUCCCCAUUUAACUGCUUGGAGGAUAUGAAUAUUCUGAUUUUAACAUACAACAGUGCUGGUAUGAAACAACUUUUUUAUGCUAGAGUUGGAUCAGUUUUAUUGAUUUGACUUGAUAAAGGAGUUUAUUUAAUUUUUAUUUGGUUAUUUAACCCAUAAAACAUUAUAAGCAUUACUAUUAUUAUAAAAAAAACAAAAAACAAAACACACAAGGACACUAAGCCAUCAUUAAAUCACAUCCCUACAGAAUACUUUCAACAGCAACAUUGGUUGUCAUUUUAUAUUUUAACAUUUUAUUCACAGGGGACACCGUUAUUAUCAUUAUGCUUUUUGUGAACUUAUUAAGUCUCAACUUAACUAAGAACAAAGAAAAUGCUUCAACUAUUCUUGUGCAAUAUCAACUAUUAUGAUGACCUCUGAGGAGCUGGCGAUGAACCCUGCAAACUUUACUAUGAACUAUGAACUUUACCAACUGUUGUAAACUAACGGCGAGACCGAGACUGAACAUGACAAAAAAAGCUAUUUUUAUACUAAGCAUUUGGACAAUGGGUAUAGGAGUUGUGUGGGCAGCUUGAAGUGAAAUUUGCAUUGACUUUUUGGGAGGACAGAAUAUCAUGUUGUUGCAUGGAGAUAAAUUAUUAACAUUUUGGUUUUUGUAUUUUGGCACCUUUCUGCAAAUUUGUCACAAGAUCCACGAAACGAAAAGAGCUGUGGUCUGGACGCAGGCAAAAAAAGGAGCCGCCAUCCUAUUAAGGGCCUAUAACCUUCUGCAUUUCCACGGGACGCUCUCCAGUUUGUAUACUAGUGCAUGAAGGAACUGUCUUUAAAAAUCUCCUUUCUUUACUAUGGUACUUCCUCAUAAAUAUGAAGACAUAUCAAGCUGAACUGCACUCCUUACUGCAUAUCCGCAUAUACUGGGGCUGUGGAGAACCUGACAAUGGCCUCAAAGUUUCCCUAUUUAAGGGCAAGAACUUAUUGGACCUUCAUCAUCAUCACCAACAUUCUCACUGGCAUUCUCACUCCUUCCUCAUCAAGAUCAUUUUCUGAUUACUGUUAUUCCUAUCACUUGAAUGCAGUAAAAAAAAAUCAGUUCAGUUAGUUUUCUAUUUGGUCCCCCUUCUUUUUCUAUUUUUUUUUUCUUCUUUUAUUUUAUUUUUUUACCUGCUCUGUCUCUUGAAUGCUGACCUUCGUUCCGAUAAAAAAGGAGGGAACAUUGAAUGGAUGCUGGAUUGACAGCGGUCAGUAAGAGAAGAAAAUGAAAAGAUGACAAAAUGAACUCUCUCUCAAAUGCUGAUAUAUGAGCCAUAUAUUUUACAGAUUGUGUCAAUUUGUUGCAACUUUGAAUGCACAGAUUCUUUGCACACCUCUGUGAAAAUAUCACUGCAAUGGCAGCUCACAAAGCUUCUUGUUGUCUUUCUCUCCAUGUGAAACAACAGAAAAUCAAGGGUGUAAAUGACUGGACUGUAUUGAUUUUAACAGUUUAUCAGAAAGCAAAGUAGCAGUAUUUAUUUACUUUUUAUGAAAGUUAUUGUCUUGGAACUGAUAUAUUUUAACUACUCAUAACUAAUCUUUUAUUACAGUCCAUCUGUAAUAAUUCAGUUCUUCUAAAUUAAGCAAUUUUUUAGCAAUUGUUUUUGGUAUUACUGCCACAUUAGCUUCUACACUCCUCUUUGCUUCUUCUCUUUCUCUUCCUCUCUCCUCUUUAAAUAAAUCUACUACUACACUGUAAAAUUAAAACAUACUCAAGGCACCAUUUAGGGUUCCUCACUUGCCACAUUCACAAACCCUCUGAUGAUCCUUCAGACACCCUUUCAGUUCUUGAAAAACUCCCUCUUAACUCCUGCAAGAACUUGAAAUAUACUCUCACUGAGCACUUAAUUAGGAACACCUGUACAUUCACAUCAACCAUCAGAAUGGGGAAAAAUGUGAUCUCAGUGAUUUCAACUGUGGCAUGAUUGUUGGUGCCAGACGGGCUGGUUUGAGUAUUUCUAUAAGUGCUGAUCUCCUGGAAUUUUCACACUCAACAGUCUCUACAGUUUACUCAGAAUGGUGCCAAAAACAAAAAACAUCCAGUGAGCGGCAGUUCUGCGGAUGGAAACGUCUUGUUGAUGACAGAGGUCAAACAAAGAAUGGCCAGACUGGUUCUAGCUGACAGAAAGGCUACAAUAACUCAGGAAACCACUCUGUACAAUUGUAGUGAGCAGAAUAGCAUCUCAGAAUGCACAACACGUUGAAUCUUGAGGCGGAUGGAAUACAACAGCAGAGGACCACGUCAGGCACUUUAUUAGGACCAUAGUGUUCCUAAUAAAGUGCUCAGUGAGUGUAUAUUGAAGUUCCUUGAGUACAUAAAUAGGCUCAUUUAAAGGGUGGGCUAGAGGUUCAUCAGAGGGUUCCACAAGUGUGGCAUCUUAUGGAACCCCAAUGUUGCCUAAAGUAUUUUAAGGUUUACAGUGUGUGAAGAAAAUAUAGAGGUUGUUGAUUACAUGGAUCAUCCGCAUCGAGGCAGCAAGCUCUUUGUGGCACUGUGCUUUUCUAAGUAAAACACCAAUCAUCAAUCGUUUGCAUGUGCACUGCACUGCUUUAUAUGUACAUGCUCCAUUUAAGGCCUUAGUGUUGUGGCCAAGGGCCAUCUGUUGGAUGUAUGCUAUGCCACAUGUGUGCUUUGUGUAAUUGCAGUGUCCAGUUUGACCUUUAAUAAUUUAAAGGGAUAGUUCUCACAAAAAUGAAAAUUGUGUCAUCAUUUAAUCACCCUUGUGACUUUUUUUUCUGUGGAACACUAAAGGAGAUGUUAAGCAGAAUGCUCAGCUACCAUUCACUUGUAUUGUAUGUAAAAAAAAAUAAAUAAAAUAAAAUAAAUAAAUAAAUAAAAAAGAAGCAGCUGAGGAUAGCAUUCUGCCUAGCAUCUCCUUUUAUCUUCCAUGGAAGAAAGAAAGUAAUGUGGGUUUGGAACAAUAUGAGGGUGAGUAAAUGAUGACAGAAUUUUUAUUUUUGGGUGAACUAUAUUGCAGAUCAUGGAGACUCAGAUCAAUGUGAUGAGCAAUAUUAGUUAAUUUUUCCAUAUGAACAUUGAUGCUGCUGAGCUGAAAAUGGAUCUGUUUACAUCUGAAACAAUUAUUGUUUGGGGAAAGUUAAAAAGUUAACAGAUUUUUGCUGUUAUUGUUUUUUGUUCGUUUGUUUGUUUGUUUUUGCUUUUUUAAAAAGGUGUCUCUCAAAAGUUUAUGUAAAAAAGUAUUGUAUCUUGUAAAAACAAGAAUGCAAGUGUGCAUUAUAUAUUUUCAUAAAUUCAAAAGAGGGGAGAUAAACAUACAGUAUGACCUGAUAUGUUUUGAGGGAGAGAAAGAGGUUGGCAUAGGGGUUAGUCAUUAAAAUCCCUGUAUGGUUCAGGUCCUGUCAACACACUUUUUUUUCUUAACUUCUAUCUGUUUCACAUUCCUCUCCUCCUCUGCUUCAUUUCUCUUUUCUUCACCAUUCAGUGUUUCCAUGAUCUCUAUGAGGCUGUUUAGUCCAGGUCUUAAUGCUAUGUACAGUUUUGAAAGUUGACUUUGUAAUUAAUUUCCACAUGCAUGAAUUUCUAUUGCGAACAAUAUUAGAAAAGUAUAAGUAUAUAUAGGACAAUUACGGGGUGUGUUUUGAUAAGAACAUUUAUUUUACAAAAAGUUUUAUGUACAUGUACAUGUUUAUAUGAGUGUGUACAUAUGGAUGUGUAUAUUCAUAUGCACAUGCAUAUUAAUAAUUUGCAUGAUACAAAUGUACAAACCGUUUUUAUUUUAUUUUAUUGCUAUUACUCAUUUUUAUGUCUAUACUUGAUUGCUGUGGGGGGUACGGUUAAGUUUUGCAUGCUAAGAUGCUAUUAGAUUGCAGAGACCAUUAUAACUGUUUUAUAUUUAUUAUUUGUAUUGAAUGAGAUUUUUAAUGUGCUUUAUGUACCUGUUUUUUUAUUUUUAUUUUCUCUGUUAGACAUUGCACAAAAGCAUUGCAAAUGGUCAUUUUAUGAUUUAUUCUUUUUCAUCUUUUCACAGAGAACUAUUCUGAAAGCCCAGUGCUUAUCAGAUAUAUGCAAAAAGAAGCAGUAACUGUGAACUAAGACUAGAACAGAAAAGCCACUUCUUCCUUCACAAAUACAUUCCCAAAUGAACACCUGACCCCUGUCUCCCUAAACCAGUAUCAAGUCCUGUCCAUUGCUUUCGGUCCAUUUGAGUUCAGUAUCCUCAUCACACAUUUCCAAUACAUUACAUUAUCCAUUUUUUUUAAAUCAUUCUUAUAUAGUUUUGAAGACCAGAGCAUUAUUAAUGAGGAGAUUAGUAGUUAUGUUACUUCUCUGUGUUCUGUUAAUCUCUGCUCUUACCCCCUCUGCUGGUUUUACGGGGGAUGAACUGAUGUAGCAUUCAGUAUUUUAGAUCACUAGCACUUUUUGGUCACUUUAGAGGCUAAGAAAACAGACUUUAGCCCUUUACUUGUUAUACAUAGGAUUAAAACGAUCAUUUUAGGCUUUCGUUUCAAUGGACUCUUGAAAGAUUUGUAGUAAAAUCAGUCUAUAUAAUGCUGAUCAGAGAGUGAAAGAUAAUGAUAACAAGUCUACUCACUACAGCAAUGCAUGUUUCAACACAUUCUUGAAGACUGCUAAAUGCUGCAUCCUUGUACAUCUUGUGGUUUUCCAGUGUGUAGUCUGUAGAGGCAGAGUCAGGGUUGACAGGGUCAGAGGGGAUAUGACACAUGAGAAAGGCCCGUUCAUAGUUGGCUUAGUGAAUGCCCUGGUAAACAGAAGAAAGGCUGCAUGCAAUCAGGCAGGACAUUGUAAAUAAUUCUCUCGUACUCAGAUUGCAUGUUAAGUUAACAGCUCAGAAACUAUUAUUUGAUUUAAAAAAAAAAUAAUUUUAAAUUUAAAAAAAAAAAAAGUUAGUUUUUGUUUAUAAAAAGUGAGGCAUUUGAAAUAGGGAGAGCAGAUCAGUUAAAAUUAUUUGUUAACAUUACCUAGACCCCUCUCUGUCUCGGUCAGACUUACAGUAUGCUCCCCUGUCACUACUCAGGUAUAUCUCUUUUUGUUUGUCUAUACCAGUGCUUCCAAAAUGAUGUCAUUUCAAAACAAAGACAGAGACAGAAAGUGAUGAAUUAUAUAUGUCCUGUCUAGGCAUGCACAUUUGUAAAUACAAAAUAGUCUAAUCUGUUUUUGACCCCAUUACUCAUUACAAGUCUUCCUUUUCCACAGUGUCCUUGUGCAAAUUGUUUCCUUGCCCAUCCUCAUUUGUCAUUUCAUGUGCCACUUUCAUUUAUUUUCAGUUAAAACUCUACUGCUUCCAAAUAGCAACCAAAAAGCCCGGAUGACAUAAUGAGAAAUCAAGGAAAAAUACUAAGUCAUUUGUUAAAAUUAAUAUGGUCUGCCAUAAGUGGAUUACAAAAACUAUAAAUGGAAUCAGGACUCAACCAAAUCAGGAGCUAAAAGCAUUGAGGGUCAGAUGGACAGAUUGUGUGUUUGGGGAAAAGAGUGGGAGAGUAUUAUGAGGAUUUUCAUCAAAUGAAGAAAGGCAUCAGGAAAUGGAGGACAGUUUGGGGAAGAAAGAAAAAAGACAGGAGGAAGGGAGCUGAACGCUUCGCAGUUGCUGAGCUUCUGAACUGCCCCUUUUUUUGCUAAAGAAGAGCUCCCCAACUGCAAAACCUAUCCAGAGGCAAACCACAGAGUCAGAGAUGGCUCAGAGGAAGUGAAAGAGAGAAUAUAGAGAUGAACGGAGCGCUGCACAAAAACCCGUUUGAAGAAAACCUGCUAUCACUCAUCUCUCCAUUACUAAUUCAACUAUUUCAACCAAAUGUUGGUGCAAUAAACUGAUGAAGAUUCCACAUCCUGGGAUGAUGUGGAACUCUUCCAAUUCUUCCAACAGGGGCGGGAUUAAGCAUACAAACUGUAGUAUGUCCUGGUACGACCCUUCAAGGACCUUUCUCAGACUACCUGACGAGCUAGGUGGAAAAUGGAUGCAAUUUUUAAGGGGCAAGAAUUAUUUUUGUGGAAUGUGAAUCCUUACUUGUUUCGUCCACCAAUGCACCUGCAACCCUGCAAAACAAGUGGAAAACCCCUCAGAUCCUGAUUAACUUCAAUCCAGUCUUAGAUACAAGUAAUGUGUGGUAAAAUAUCCAUUAUGCCCUUCAACGCUAUGCAAUUCAACCACACAUUCAAGUUCAUCAAAUGCUUAAAUUGAUCAGAUUGUUCUCAGCCAAACCUUUUCCCCUCCUUUACCUUUUUGGAGGUCUUGCACAUGCUUUAAAUUAAAAUAGACAACAGCGUCAUAAUUCAUGCAGUGCACAAACUGUGGAAAUCUUGUUCUGAGUGUCCUUCUUAGGGCUCAUUGAAAGGUUACUUUGUCCAUUAUAAAGAAAUGAAAGUCAGCCUCUCUCUUUUCUCUCUCUCUCUCUCUUAGUUCAGCUCUCUGCAUCUCAGCAUUUCUGUUCCACUGUAGAUAAACUGCAUGGCAUGAAUGAAAAAAAAAAAAAAAAAAACCUGUGAGGAGGAUGAAAUAAAGAGGAAGAGACUUAUGAGAAACUCAUAAACAGGACAGGUCUGUUUGCACAGGAAAAUGGCAAUAUGGGGGUGAAUCAAACACAGUGACUCUGGAUCAGCUGAAUGAGAGAUUGGGACAUGGAUAAAAAAAACACAGGUCUUUUACCUUCAUGCUGGGAACAGAAAAUACAGCAAAAGUGCAUGAAACUUGUUGAAGGACACAGGGACUUUUAAGAGGACUGGAUGAACUUGGAACAAAAGUAAAAUAAAUAAAUAAAUUCAAAAAAAAAAAAAAAAGGAUAACAAAAGAAAAGAAAGAAAGAAAGAAAGAAAGAAAGAAAAUUUUAAUGCAUUUUUCUAACUUUGUUUACCAGCAUGACUAAAUUGCAUGACUUCUGCGAGCCCUGAACCCCAGAUUAGAGGGGUUGGAAUCACUUAACAACAAAAUCAAAUGGAAAUAAUAACAAUUUAUGCUAAAUGCUAUUAAGUUUAGAAAAAAAUAUUAUAUUUAAAAAAGAGAGGCUCUAUAUUUUGUUUUUGAAUAAUAAAAAAAUAAUAAUGUAAAAAUAUAUAGGAUUGCAAGACAGUUUUGUUGGAUAAAAGAUAGCAAACCCCACCAAGUCUAGCUGAAUGACGAGAUGAACUCCUUCAACUACUACUGCUCAUCCCAUGGCUUCAAGUUUUACCCUUUACUUGAACUCUCCUUGCUCUCAGCUCUGCCCAUCACAGUCUGUGCUGAGCAUUGUAUCUCCUCUCUUAUCAUGGCAGCCUUCAGCAGUGGCACAACAGCUCCUCUGGAGACCUCCGACACAGGGCUCUUUUCUUUCAGUGCUUGUGGGUCUGAAGUGCAAGGUAGCUGCUUCACUGAAGGGAAUUUUUAGGCUGUGGGUGUGGGUUAUAUUUUCUUUUUAUGUUUGUAUCAUUCGAAUGUGUUGAUUUGUUUUCUUAAUUUCGUCCUAUAUCUGUUCUGUGGGUAAAUCAAAGCUUUAUCCAUCAAAGUGAAUCCUGAGACCACCCAAUAUUAAUCUAAUUAAUAUUUGCUUUGUGUGAACAGAAAAUGUGAUUGGAAAUACCAUUUCAGCAUUAAGACUCUGAGCACUUACAUUGAAAAGCACUAUUGUCCAAUCAGGAAGCCAUAAUGUAAGAGCAAAACCAUCAUUUGAGUUCAAAGAUGCUCAGGAGAACAUGCUGGUGCAUUUGAAAACUGAAGAUGGUUUUGUAGUUCUUAUGAUGUUGUCAUCAGCAAUUAUUUCACAAUAUAUUUUUUUAUUUUUUGAAUUGUUUGGGUGGUAUAGAAUAUGCUUCAGUGCAUGUUGAUAAGAUUUUGACAAGAUGUUUUCUUUUCUGGAAAAAAUAUACUGGAUUUUUAGUUUUUAGUUUUAUAAAAGUGUGCUGAGCACCCACUAAAACCAGCCAUUCCAUAUUAAAUGGUCUUCCUGGUUAAUUUGGUAACAGGUUUAUGAUGAGCAUAAUCCAGUGUGGGAAGAGGGCUUGGUUCCAUUAUUACCACUCACACAUCAUAGAUUACUCUUGUGAUUAAAACUUUUGACUAUUGGUUUAUUUGUUUUAACGAGAAGAGAAGAACCGCUGAUUGAUUCUUUCAAGUUGGAAUUCACAUUUAUUUUAAAUGAGUAUAUUUAGGGGUUUCAUUAUCUUUACAUUGAUUUAUACCCCAUGAAAUGUUCAUUUUCUUAAAAACUAUGUACUGUCAACAAUCAUCAUAUAUUUUAUUCAUAAUUAUGCUAUCAGAAUAUAACAUAAGCUUAGUUUAGUAAAUACCUAUGCAACACCUAAGCAAGACCUUAGCAGCUCAAACACACACACACACACACAUGCUCACACACAUGCCAUGUCUUCAGGCCAGCUGGCUGGUGUCUGUUGUGUCCAGGAAGAAGAAAUAAUGGCACAAAUGCAGCUCUUUCACAGUUCGGUCCAGAGCCAGCAUUAUCUGUUGACUGUGUUGUGAGAAGCUGUUAGCAGCUGGCCCACAUAGCUUGAAGGUGCAACAGAUGUGUGCAGCUGUAGUAGCCAUGUUGCUUUUUUUUAGUAGUGCUCUGAAUUCACUCUCCUGUACAUACAUUCUCACAUACUUUUUGUGUCAGGCCUGUUUUACGUCUCUUUUGGCAAUGUCUCUCCUGAUAGACCCAGUAAACCCAAUGCAGGAAGAUGCCCAUGCACUUUUCAAAUUAAAAAUUAUCAUUUAUAUAUGUGAAUAUAUUCAUCUCAGAGCGUAUGUAAGAUAUAUAUGUUGCCAAAACUUUCUUGGCUUGGAACCAAUCUUACAACCUUAUUUUAUGUGUUGGACUCUGAAAUUUGCAUCUUACAAGCGUUUGCUGACUGGUUGAUAUGACUUGUAUCAAUCUAGCCAUUCAUAAAGUGCUACAGAUGCAGAUAUUACUGUGCGGUAUAGAGCAAUAAUGUUGGAAUGCCACCUUUUUCUCAUUUUUGAGUGUUGUCAUUAAGAAUUAGGGGACACGUUCAUCUGAUCCCUUAUAAUAAAUCCAGUGUGCCUGAAGCUGUUCCCUGAAUGUUUCUGUAUGUAAAUCGGCCACAUCAGUUGAAGACAGCUCUGUCUGUGAAUGGAUCUUGUGUGUAAUGAGAAUUUGCAUGUUUCAAACGUGAACAUACUGAGUGAGACUACAUCCCCUUGAGAUGACUAACGGCUCAACACUGGAUGUCUGAUGAAGGCCCUGAGGAUGGCCGAAACGUCACUGUUUUUAAACAAAUAAAGCUAAGGCCUAUUUCUGUGUAGAGUGAGUGUUGCACCUUCUUCCUAAAAAGCAUGAACAUUUGAAUUUUGGUUGCACCUCCUCUUCAGUUGGUUGAGCACCUUUUUUCAACUUAUUAACAGCUCAACACUUGCAUACCUUUACUUGAAACCCAAAUACAAAACAUAUCAGAGAGGAGCAGAACAUAGCCAGAAUCAGUCUUCUCUCUUUCUCUAUUUCCUUUCUGCAUCCCCUUCUCAUCCCUGUUCCCUCUCCUUUUCUAUUUUUGAAGAAGAAGCUUUUUUGCAUCCCUUGUUCUUGUGUUUUUCUAUCAUACUGUUUGAAGUUGAAUUGUAAUGCAUGCAUGGAAUAAAACAAGGACAUAACUUGUGAAUAAUUUGUGAAUGGUCAGAAUGAGGUAACAUUUCUUUUACCUGGACUCUCUACUCUGCUACUUCUCUCUCUCUCUGAGAUACCUAGAGUGAAAGGCAGAAUAUAUCUAGCUAGACAGCUGUUAAAGGAUGUCAAUUUUUCCUCCAAAUGUAGCCAUACCAAAAAACAAAAAAGUUAUGGCUGUACACUAGCCAUUCCUAGCUAAGUUUAAUUUACUUGUUUAUAUAUUGUUUUAAAAAUAUUUGUAUUAUUUGGUGUCUGAUGUAUCUGUAUAAAAUAUUGGUAGCCUCCACUGUAGCUAAUGCUGUUCAGAGCUUCCACAGACACAGAGCUGAAAGAACAUAGAUGCAGCAGUUGUGACGGCACACAUUUAAUCUAUGGAAAAUGUCAACAUUUGGAACUCAUUUAAUUUAGAAUGUGUCUGCACACCAAUUAUUAUUAUAUUGUCUUAUUCUGUCUUUAUGUUUAGCUUGUUUAAAGGAGGAAUUCAUUGCACUAUCACAGCUAAUGUAGCUGCUGUAUCUACUGUUGAGCGCAACCGUAACCAUAAAUCCCCAAGGACAGAGAGAGAUAUAGAGUGCGAAAGAGAGGCCAGUGGGAAAGAGAAGGUUCCUAAAACAAUUAAUGAGUUCUAUGCUAGACUGAUGCUGGAUACAAUACACAAAGGGAAAAAUAUCAAGAACUGUAUAAAAUAUGUUUCAAUGGAAUGUUUAUUAUUUACCUUUUAUAUUUUUGAAAUGUAUAAAGAAAAAAAUAAUAAACUGUCAAAUUGAACAGAGUUUGUGAAAACUGAGACUUAAAAAUAAUUAUAUUACUAAAAGUAUGAAAGUUUGAACGUGAAUGCUAACCUACCUGAUCAAAUUUUCUCCAUUACAGAUAGGGAGAAAAAAGCCCAAAAACAAUUAGAAAAAUGAAAUCCAAUUUAAAAAGAAAAAAUUAUCAAAAAGUCAAUAAAAAUGUUAAAAGCUCAUGCCAAAAUGUUCAACA